ACCGAGCGGAGCCGCCGCGCCCUUCCAGCCCCCCGAGGGCGGCUUCGGCUGGGUGGUGGUCUUCGCCGCCGCCUGGUGCAACGGCUCCAUCUUCGGCAUCCACAACUCCUUCGGGAUCCUCUACAUGAUGCUGCAGAGCGACCUGGGCGAGGGCAAGAAGGACCCGGCGCUAGAGUUUAAAACAGCAUGGGUCGGCUCCCUGGCCAUGGGAAUGAUUUUUUUCUGCUCUCCCAUCGUCAGCAUCUUCACGGACCGGAUUGGCUGCAGGACCACGGCGGCCUCSGGAGCUGCCAUCGCCUUCAUCGGGCUCCUCUCCAGCUCCUUCACCAAGUCUCUGGAAGUUCGUUAUUUCACGUACGGGAUCCUCUUUGGCUGCGGCAGCUCCUUCGCUUUCCAGCCCUCGCUGGUCAUCCUCGGCCAUUACUUCAAGCGCCGCCUGGGUCUGGCCAACGGCAUCGUGGCCGGGGGCAGCUGCCUCAUCUCAGUGCCACUGCCCUUCUUCCUGAAGAUGGUGGGCAGCGCCAUCGGGCUGGCACACACGUUCCAAGUACUCAGUGCCUUAAUGCUGAUCCAGAUCUUCUUGUCCAUGACCUACCGGCCCAUCCUGCCGCCCUCCUGCGACCCUCAGCACGACGGGCGSGACAAGCUGGGCAGCCGCAGCGUGAGGCAGCAGUGCUGGGCCCAGACCCGCAAGUAUUUCAACCUGAGGGUUUUCCGGAGAAAGACCUAUCGGAUUUGGGCCUUUGGGAUCGCCACUGCUGUGCUGGGAUACCUCGUACCUUACAUGAACCUGGUCAAAUACGUGGAGAAGCGAUUUCAGGAAACCAAAAAGGACUGGAUCCUCCUGGUUUGCCUCGGGGCCAUGUCGGGGCUGGGCCGCUUGGUUUCGGGCCGCAUUGGUGACUGCAUUCCUGGGCUGAAGAAGAUUUACCUGCAGGUUGCGUCCUUCAUGCUCUUGGGCCUCCUGUGCAUGAUGAUCCCCCAGUGCCAAGGCUUCGAGGGCGUCAUUGUCAUCUGCCUCUUCCUCGGCCUCUGCGACGGCUUCUUCACCACCAUCAUGGCCCCCAUCGCCUUYGAGCUGGUGGGGCCCAUGCAGGCGUCCCAGGCCAUAGGGUACCUCAUGGGGCUGAUGGCCGUGCCCAUGACCGCGGGCACGCCCAUAGCAGGAUACCUCAACGAUUAUUUUGGGAAUUACGACGCGGCCUUUUACUUUGCGGGCGUGCCGCCCAUCAUCGGYGGCCUGGUGCUCUCCGUGGUGCCGCUGGUCCACCAGAGGAUGCUCAAGAAGCAGCGCCUGGAUUCGGGCAAAGACAAGAUGCUGGUGUCGGAGGCGGUGGUGAACGGGGAGCUGCUGCCGGGCUGCCCGGCCUCCGAGGCGCACAUGUGACACCGGCAGCCYGUCCACGCCCCCGCACCGGAUGGACCGUGAUUCCCAGUGAUCGCAGAUGCACUAUGUUUGUAAAGGAGAAAACACGAGGAGUUCUUCUAGUUAAAGGCUCUUAACUAGCGGAAACGAUCUUUUUUGGGACAGUUUUGAUUGCAAAGCCACCUUUUUUCUUUUGUUUUCUUUUUUUUUUUUUUUUUUUUUUUUUUUUUGGGUUUUUGUCCCCUCUAACCAUUUUUCUAAGGAGAAAGAACUUUCACUAGGAUUCAAACUUGAUCGAGCUCCCUCUCCUCUCCCUGGUUUUCUAUACGUCAUGACAGAGGUUUACAGCAAAUAAAUGCCUUUUCCAAGCAGGCCACGGAUGGAACUUGUUGAACCUUGCAGCUGUCCAUCCUCCUCCUCCUCCGGUGUCACUCGGGUGUCACAUCCCAGUGAGACAGYCCCCUCCCCGUCCAGCACCUGGGGCUGUUUUGGAGCCGGAGAUCCGAAGGAGGAAACACUGCUUUAGUCUGAUGCACAAACCAAAUAAAUGUCAGCAAGUCCCGCUUUCAUCUUCUUCUUUCCUCCUUUCCCGCUGCUCUCCCGCACCCCCAGGGAGCUGCAGCUGGGAUGACGGGGAGCUCAGCUGGCUCUGGCCGUCAGAGUCAUGCGGGAGCACACCCUUCCUGCAAAAUAUGCCUUAAAAAUCCGUGGAUGAGACCAGCAGUGACCCUCGGCCACUUUCCACUCCGUGUUCUCACCCAGCCAUUAACAAUUGGGCUUUUGAGCUGCGGAAGAGAGGGGCAGCUCCUGGCACAGCCCASGGUGCCCGGCUCUCUGGGGUCAAAUCCAUGGGAUCRCCACCAAAAUGGGCACUUUGGUGGCUUUGGGGCACACGGGGUUGGGACAGAGCCCCUGUGUCAUGGAUCAGCUCUGUGCUGGGAGGCUUCCCUGCUGGGCACGGGGGCACCCACGGGUGUGGGGUGCUGCUGGCUGGGGUACGGGUGCCACUGCUCUUUUUGGGGGCCAGGUGUGUAUCAUGCAGCAAUAAGCACGAGYCAGCAUUGGUGGGGAAUCCCGUUUUCCAGAGGCUUUGACAGCCCCUGUAGCAUUUAACCCCRUAGCCUGUGUGUUUUCAUUGAGCUGGUGCAGGGCCAGCACUGAUCCAGGGGGAAGGGAGGGAGCACAAGGAAAUCCCACAGCCAGUGGGCACCACCACACUGAGGGGCAGCAGAGCUCAGCCCUGGGCAGAAAUGCAUCACUGCCCAUAGAGAAUUGCAGAAAUUCAAAUUGCCCAGAGGAGCUGUGGCUGCCCCUGGAUCCCUGGAAAUGUUCUAGGCCAAGGGGGAUGGAGCUUGGAGCACCCUGGGAUAGAGGCAGGUGGGACACUUAGCAAGGGGUUGGAAUGGGUUGAGCUUUAAGGUCCAUUCCAAYCCAAAUCAUUCCAUGAUUCUGUGAUCAUCCCCAGGCAUUCCUAACGAGCAUGGCUAAUUAGCAAGAAGGGAAGAUUCCCUGCCUUGGUGGGUCCUUGUGUGAACAAGGUGCCAGCUGGGCCUGGGGUUCCUUUUCUGGGGAGAGAGCAAGAACCAAACUCACAUUUAUCUUGACUGCAAACCCACCCUUCAUUAGACUUUCACUUUGCUCACUUGYCAUUAAUAACCCGAGCUGUCUGAAAGGGAUUUAUGCCAUGGGAGCCAUCCCUUGGGGCAAGUGUGGGGGUUUGGAACACCAGACUUGUCUUUGCUGUGGGAAUUUGGGUUCAGUUGAGGCCCUCUCCCACAGCCAGUGGUGGGACUUUUGUACAUAAUAGGCUCAGGACCCUGCAUGUCCCUCUGGCCCUGUUUUUAGCCCCUGUUGCCUGAUCCAUUGUAAGGUCUUGUGUUCUUGUGGCCCCUCUGUCCCUGUMCGAGCUGGAAAAUUGCCUGGUGUGUUGUGACGUGUCUGUUUAUGAUAUAAAAUGAGAUGUCUGCUUGUCUCUUCCUUGGAUGCGCUUUCCCGUGACUGUUCCUACCCUUCCUGGCCUGAAUUGCAUCCUCUGCAGGAGGAGGCAGGGCUUGAACCACGGAACCCCGGCUCCAGCUGGGAUCUGCCAGACUUAGCCCAGGGCAGGGCAUUAAUGGGAUGGUUUUGGGUGGGAGCCUUGGCAGUGGGGCAGCUCCAAAGCCCUCUGGUAGCUGAGGGAAAUCAGUAACUCCUCACUGUAACUUCUGCGAGUUUUGGGGCAUUAAUCCACACCAGAGUUGGAUGAAGUUCAUGAAAUCAUAUUCUGGACCUUAAUGGUCCCCAAAGGGGAGCUUAGGAGGGAUUUAAAUUCCAGAAGUAUCUWCUUCAGAGCCAGCAGGGGAUGAGCAGAGCUGUCUCCAAACCCYGUGUGGGCUGAGGGAGCGGCUGCAGGGCAGAGCCCACUGAUGACUGCACCCAGACUUUGUGUGGCAAAGCCUCCCUGGCUCACGAGGUGAUUUAUGGUUCAAAUCCCACAUUUCUACAGAAUUCCACUUGCCUUGAGUGCUCCAUGUGCCUGCAGAGGUUCUUGCCCUGGGAGGAGCCUGCACUCAGAGCAAAGGGGCACUUUGCUCUGCA
Molecule: messenger RNA, 3943 nt
Organism: Malurus melanocephalus (red-backed fairy wren)
Lineage: Eukaryota; Metazoa; Chordata; Aves; Passeriformes; Maluridae
Gene: SLC16A2
Product: solute carrier family 16 member 2
Exons: 6
Coding region: 125-1387 (420 amino acids)
Biological process (GO): transmembrane transport
Molecular function (GO): thyroid hormone transmembrane transporter activity; monocarboxylic acid transmembrane transporter activity
Source: RefSeq, a predicted model, not a curated record